ACCGUCUUGAUGUGACGUCACCAGGCAGCCGGUGCUUCGCAGUGGGCGUGGUUUGCUGACGCAUUGCGGUUUCCUCCCCGGUGCGUAAACGGAGCGGAGAGGCACGGGCGCGCACGCGUGUGUACGCUGUUGAUCCAUGUGUGUGUGCGCGUGCACGUGUGCGGAGCAGCUCGCAGCGGUGUGUCUCUUUCACUGAAGCCGGGGCCGAAGCCGAAGCAUCCGGGCCGGACCGCGCAGAGAUGCGGACACGCAGCCUCAGCUCGUCGCUGGUGUCACGGUGAACGCACCGCUGAGCUCGUUUCUCUGUGGGUUCUAAUGGCGGUGUUGAAGUGGAGGUGAGCGGCACCGUUGCUCGGGGGAGUGCGCACUUUUUUCCCCUCGCUGUUUUUCCAGAGGAAGCGACCAAAACAGACAACUUCGCCUUUUGCUCUUUCUUCUCCUGCUGGUUCUUGUACGAGGAGCCAUGACGACGGGACAGGAUGACAGCUCAGUCCGUGUGGCGCUGAGGAUUCGUCCGCAGCUGGCCAGAGAGAAGAUCGAGGGAUGUCACAUCUGUACGUAUGUGAUGCCCGGGGAGCCUCAGGUGAUCCUGGGGAAGGAUAAGGCCUUCACCUACGACUAUGUGUUCGACAUGGACUCCCAACAGGAAGCCAUCUACACUUCAUGCACAGAGAAGCUCAUCGAUGGCUGCUUCGAAGGUUACAACGCCACCGUCUUCGCAUACGGACAGACGGGUUCAGGGAAGACCUACACCAUGGGGACGGGCUUUGAUGUCAACAUCGUUGAGGAAGAGCUUGGCAUCAUCCCCCGCGCAGUCCACCACCUAUUCAAAGGCAUCGAGGAGCGCCGACAAGCUGCCCAGGAUCAGGGACGCCCUGUACCAGAGUUUAAGAUCAAUGCCCAGUUUCUCGAGCUUUAUAAUGAAGAAGUUCUGGACCUGUUUGACUCAGCACGAGACAUCAAGCAGAAAUCUCACAUCAAAAUUCAUGAAGACGCCACUGGAGGAAUCUACACCGUAGGAGUGACCACACGCACCGUGUCCUCCGAGGCUGAGAUGAUGCAGUGUCUGAAGCUGGGUGCUCUGUCUCGCACCACAGCCAGCACUCAGAUGAAUGUCCAGAGCUCUCGUUCUCACGCCAUCUUCACCAUCCACCUAUGCCAAGUCCGCGUUUGUGCCUCCGACAAUCAAGAAAAAGAGACUGAUAACAGAGUCUCCAACGGAAACUCUGAGCUGGACGAGUACGAGACGCUGACAGCCAAGUUUCACUUUGUGGAUCUGGCGGGUUCUGAGAGGCUUAAGAGAACCGGAGCAACCGGCGAUCGAGCCAAAGAGGGCAUCUCCAUCAACUGUGGACUGCUCGCUCUGGGGAAUGUAAUCAGUGCUUUGGGUGACCGGGGCAAGCGAUCCGCACAUGUGCCUUACAGAGACUCCAAACUCACCCGGCUCCUACAGGACUCGUUAGGAGGAAACAGCCAAACAGUGAUGAUUGCGUGCAGCAGCCCAUCUGACCGGGACUUCAUGGAGACGCUGAACACAUUAAAAUAUGCCAACCGAGCCCGGAACAUCAAGAACAAGGUCAUGGUGAACCAGGACAAAGCCAGCCAGCAGAUCAGCGCUCUGAGGACAGAAAUAGCUCGACUGCAGAUGGAGCUAAUGGAGUACAAGACGGGUAAACGCAUGGUGGGUGAGGAAGGUGUGGAGAGCUUUAGCGAUAUGUUCCAUGAGAACUCUAUGCUGCAGACAGAGAACAGCAACCUGAGGGUGAGGGUGAAGGCCAUGCAGGAGACCAUUGAUGCUCAGAGGGCACGGCUCACCCAGCUGCUCAGUGACCAGGCCAACCAGACCCUUGCCAGGGCGGGUGAAGGAGGAACAGAGGAAAUUGGAAAGAUGAUUCAGAGUUACAUCAAAGAGAUUGAAGAACUGAGAGCCAAACUCCUGGAGAGUGAAGCUGUCAAUGAGAAUCUGAGGAAGAAUCUGUCUCGUGCCUCCAACCGUCAGUCGUUCUACGGAGGGUCCGGCCCUUUCUCCUCUUCGCUGCUGGCUCCUGAGAAGGAAACGUCUGACAUCAUCGAACUGGCCAAGAAAGACCUGGAGAAACUGAAGAAACGAGAGAAAAAGAAAAAGAAAAGACUCCAGCUGCUGUUGGAGGAGAGAGAGAGGGAGGAAAGGGAGGAGGUGGUGGAAGAGGUUGGGGAUGCCAGUGUCAACAAGGAGGAAAUUCCCGACAAUGAGCAAGAAAAGGGCACUGAGAAAGAAAUGUCGGAGCGAGCCAACGAGGACGCAGAAAUUGAGGUCCAGGAGGGCAGCGACCAUGAAGAAGGAGAGGAGGACGAGGAGGAGGAAGAAGAGGAGAUGGAUGUGGAGGAGAGCUCUGAUGAUUCUGACUCUGAGUCAGACGAAAAAGAGAACUACCAAGCAGAUCUGGCCAACAUUACCUGUGAGAUCGCCAUCAAGCAGAAGCUGAUCGACGAGCUGGAGAACAGCCAGCGGCGUCUUCACACGCUCAAACAGCAGUACGAGCAAAAGCUGAUGAUGCUGCAGUGCAAGAUCAAGGACACGCAGCUGGAGAGGGACCGUGUCCUCCAGAACAUGAAUUCUGUAGAGAGCGGCACAGAGGACAAGUCUCGUAAAAUUAAGGCUGAAUAUGAGAAGAAGCUGAGCGUCAUGAACAAGGAACUCCAGAAGCUCCAGUCUGCUCAGAAAGAACACGCCCGCCUGCUGAAGAACCAAUCACAGUACGAGAAGCAGCUGAAGAAGCUUCAGAUGGAUGUGGCAGAAAUGAAGAAGACGAAGGUCCGUCUCAUGAAGCAGAUGAAGGAGCAGCAGGAGAAAAAUAGGAUGAAUGAAUCUCGCAGAAACCGUGAAAUUGCCACCUUGAAGAAAGACCAACGCAAGCAGGAGCAUCAACUGAAGUUACUGGAGGCUCAAAAGAGGCAGCAGGAGCUCAUUCUGAGGAGAAAGACUGAGGAGGUGACGGCUCUGAGGCGGCAGGCCAGGCCUACCUCUGGUAAGGUCAUCAGGAAAGUCAAUCUCUCAGAUUCAGCCCAGGACUCCCCCCACAGACCCCCAUCCGGACGCAUGUACUCCUCCAGCAGCACUGGUCCCAACGGAACCCGUUUUUCCUACAGGCGUACAGUAGGUGUUUACUUCACCAGAGUUGCUCGUAAUAAAUGGCUGUCCCUCGAGCGGCGAGUCUGUGAUGUCAUCAUGCAGAGGAUGACCAUCUCCAACAUGGAGGCCGACAUGAACCGCCUCCUCAAGCAAAGGGAGGAGCUGACCAAGCGUAAGGAGAAGGUCAUCAGGAAGAGGGACAGGCUGGUGAAAGAGGGGCCAGAGGCAGAGAAGGCAGUGCCCCCCCUCAACGAAGAAGUGGACGCACUGACGGCCAACAUCGACUACAUCAAUGACAGCAUCGCAGACUGUCAGGCCAACAUUAUGCAGAUGGAGGAGGCCAAGGAGGAGGGCGACAUAGUGGAUGUCUCUGCUGUGAUUGGCUCUUGUACCCUUGCAGAGGCUCGUUUCCUCCUCGAUCACUUCAUUUCAAUGGCCAUAAAUAAGGGUCUGCAGGCGGCUCAGAAGGAGUCCCAGGUGAAGGUGAUGGAGGGCAGGCUGAAGCAGACGGAGAUCACCAGCGCCACACAGAACCAGCUGCUCUUUCACAUGCUGAAGGAGAAAGCAGAGUUCAACCCAGAGUUGGACGCCCUGCUGGGGAACGCCCUGCAAGAGCUAGGUAACAUUCCAGCUGACAAUGGGGACGAUAGCAGCAGUGAUGAGUCUGCACAGAGCCCUUCAGCAGAGGGAACUACUUUAACAUCAGACCUCAUGAAACUGUGUGGCGAGACCAAAACAAGGAAUAAGGCUCGUAGGAGGACCACUACCCAGAUGGAGUUGCUGUACGCAAACUCUGACUCUGCCCCCGACGUACCCACUGCGGACUUCUCCAGUCCGAUGCUGCCGUUAACUGAGACACCAGAUGGGGGAGGAGACAUGGACACAUCAGGCUCAUCAGUCAGGGACUACACCGCUCUCUCCCCUGGCUUUUCCUCUAAAAUGGGCAGCAUUUCUGGCUCCAGAACUUCGCCAGUGGUGGAAAAGCGAGCUCCGGAGCCUUCGCCGCUCUCUCGCAGGAAGACCUAUGACAAGGCGUAUGCAGCAGCCGACAGGGCAAAGGUCAAGGAGAUCAAACAGAAGGAUCGAUGCCUCCACCUGUGCUCCAGUCACAUUGUCCACGCUGUUUCAUGUCCUUGCUCCGACUCACCCAAGGGCGUCAUUAACCCGGUGCCGUCCACCAAGAGCAGCCGGUCCGCCACAUUGCAGUGUGUCCACGUAGCAGAGGGACACAGUAAAGCUGUUCUCUGUGUCGACUGCACCGAUGACCUUCUCUUCACUGGAUCCAAAGACCGGACAUGUAAGGUGUGGAACCUGGUGACUGGUCAGGAGAUAAUGUCCCUGGCCGGUCACCCCAACAACGUGGUGUCGGUCCGCUACAGCUCCAGUUUGGUCUUCACCGUCUCAACUUCCUACAUCAAAGUCUGGGACAUCCGCGACUCGGCCAAGUGCAUUCGUACGCUGACGUCCUCUGGUCAGGUUAAUGUUGGGGACGCCUGCGCGUCAAACACCAGCCGAACUGUCACCAUCCCAGCAGGAGAGAACCAGAUCAACCAGAUCGCCCUGAACCCCAACGGGACAGUUCUUUACACCGCCGCUGGAAACUCCGUCAGAGUCUGGGAUCUGAGAAGAUUUGCUUCCACUGGGAAACUUACUGGUCACCUCAGCCCAGUGAUGUGUCUGACUGUGGAUCAGACUGGAAGUAACCAAGACCUGGUGAUCACCGGCUCCAAAGAUCAUUAUAUUAAGCUGUUCGAUGUGACUGAGGGCUCUCUGGGGAGCAUCAGCCCUACACACAACUUCGAACCGCCACAUUACGAUGGUAUUGAAUCACUGGUGGUGCAGGGGGACAUUCUCUUCAGCGGCUCCCGAGACAACGGCAUCAAGAAGUGGGACCUGGACCGCAAAGACCUGCUGCAGCAAGUCCCCAAUGCUCACCGUGAUUGGGUCUGUGCGCUGGGCGUUGUCCCCGGCUCCCCGGCCCUGCUCAGCGGCUGCAGGGGUGGGGUGCUCAAGCUGUGGAACACAGACACACUAGGGACCCUGGGGGAGCUCAAGGGUCACGAAAGCCCCAUCAACAGCAUCUCUACCAACAGCAGCCACCUGUUCACUGCCUCGGAUGACCGGACUGUGAAGAUCUGGCGUGCACGCGGUGGACUGGACAGCACCUUAGAAGUGGUUGACAAUGCGGACGAGGUGGCAAGCAACUGAACAAAACGCCACCUGCUGGUUUGACUAUGGAAGGACAUCAACAGCAUCCUCUGAUGCUGCCUCCCUGCACUUUGACCCCUAACCCCAAUGCUCAGCCCUAAAACACACCUUCCUUGCUAUGUAACCUUUAUGACUGCGCUGAGAGGAAACACUAACGUCAAUAGCUGUUUUGUUAGACUCUGUGUUCUCAGAGGCUUCUGCUAAUCCCAUUUACUCCACUGUAUUGUUAAAGAGACUCUUUCCUCUCUCGUCUGCACUGUAGACAGUUCUCUACCAUUAUAAUAACUCACAGAAUGUUUAAGAGUUGAACACAGCUCUGCAUAUAUCCAGUGCUGUGCAACGAAACAACACAACUACAGACGCACAACUACCCAGGGGAAGGGUGGCCGUGUGUUGUGGUAGAAAUAAACAGGAGGAAGAGAAGCGUUGGAGGAGGAGAAGGUGGCAGAGCUAACAGGUUGGUAGCUGGUCUUCACAACCCAGUUCUCCAGUGUCUUUGGAUUGUUUCUCUGCACUUGAAGCAGGACCAAUGUCCCCAUGCUUUUUUUACCCCCACUACUAUCAAAAGUGUCUUUACUUUGUGUGAAAUAACAAAUCACCUUAACGUCUCUUCCUAACUGCUUGUCUUUGCUGUCCUGCACUGCACUCGUGAACAGAACACACUAUACAGUCACAAGCCCGCUUCAAGCAGAAGUCUGACAUUCUGGGGGAUGUGAUUGUUUGCUUGCUUGCUGAGAGUUGUUUCUGUUUGACACAGGUUUUAAUCGCCUCCCACUCUACUGGGCAGUGAUGCGAACGUGACAAUCGGGUAAAUGCUUUAAGACAGAGAGAUGAGAGAGCGCCUUUGUUUUCUGUGCGUUUGUGACAUUGAACACAACGCACUGGGGGGGGGGACAGAAAGGCAAAUGACAAUGGAGGAAGGGUCAAUCGCCUUUUUGCGGAUUUACCUUUGUUUUGAAAAACCUGUGUGUACCCGCUAAUUCCUGUGUAAACAAGGUAUAUCACGUGAAAAUCAAUACCAAAUCAAUAUUGACUACAGCCAUAGCUUAGCAUGAAGACUGGAAAGAUCUUGAAGCAGCUCAAUCCAAAUGUAACAAAUGAAUGAUACAAUUCCCUCCAGAGAUCAAUAAUUAACACACAAGUGUUGACAAAUUGUGUUUGUACAAGGCAGUUUUUAUUCUCCAAGUUGAGUCGCUUCCUUUUCCAACUCCUUCCAACAUUGAUUUCGGUCCGGGUUUUAUUUAUGCCAGGCUAAGCUAAAUGGCUGCUAGCUGGAGCUUCGUAUUUACUGGUAUUGAGCUGGUCGUCUAACUCUCAGCGAGCAGGCAAAUAAAUGUAUUCCCCCAAAGGUCGAACUGUUCCUUUAACUCUUGAGCACUUGUGAAAACCGACGUGAUAAGUAUUUGACAUUUCUUAAAUAUGAGCAGGAUAUUCUACACCUGUUUGUUUGUAUGUAAAACUUGCGUGUUCACUCUUCACACGUUGCUGUUAACACUCACUUGAACCUACACUACUGAGUCUGUGUCCUGCUGCUAAGUCAUGUGCUCACCUUCCUUCACCCUAUAAGAGGGCUUCUUGUCGUGGACUCCAGGUGAGGUCCACUCGGUACUGUAGCAGUGUGUAUGUAUAUAUAUAUAUGUAAUAGUAUCUUUUAGAUUUUUUUGGAGAGGAGAGACCCUCAGACUUUGCCCGAGUAGUGAGCCUAACCCCCGUCUGAUCCUCGUGGGGCCUUCCCAGAGACACUCACUGUCUCCCUGAUCUGUCUAUCACGAUCGUGUGCCGUCACUUUUGAAUGUUCUGUGAAACAGCAGCUGUAGACGUUCUUCAAAUACAUAUCUGAUGUACGUAAACAAUGUGUUUUGAAAAGAAUCUGACUGAAUGUUAGCUUUGUGGGACCACCGAUCUGAACACAGUCUCACGCGAGAGGCGAGAGGACCAGAAUUGGCAGGAAGACUGACGAGCAUCAAGUUACACUUUGGACGGAGCUUUUCCUCCAGUGUUUUGUUUAGUGGCUAAAGGUUAGUGUUUCUUUUCUUUUUUUUCUUUCUUUGUUUCGUUAUGCUGUCCUUGUUCCACAUUUUGGGCCUUCCCCUCUGGAGUUUUAGUUGCCAGUCCCAAGUGGCAGACUCUAGCGAUUCUAAUGUCAGAUGCCUGGUGAGAAUAAACGCCAUCUGUCAAA
Molecule: messenger RNA, 7499 nt
Organism: Paralichthys olivaceus (Japanese flounder)
Lineage: Eukaryota; Metazoa; Chordata; Actinopteri; Pleuronectiformes; Paralichthyidae
Gene: kif21a
Product: kinesin family member 21A
Biological process (GO): microtubule-based movement; spindle elongation; mitotic spindle organization
Cellular component (GO): microtubule associated complex
Molecular function (GO): ATP binding; microtubule motor activity; microtubule binding
Source: RefSeq, a predicted model, not a curated record